AGGCCAGUAGGUGGAACCAAGAGGGCUGGCAGAUAAAAAUGGAAGAGGGAAAGGGGACCUCAAUCUUUAACAACUGGCUGCUGCGUGUACAUAUAUACAGACAGACAGACAGCCAGACAGACAGAUAGACGGACAGACAGACAGGUUGGUCGAGAGUGAUGGAUUCCAAUGGAUAUGAUCAAUUCCACGGGCCUGAUCAAUUGAAUAGUUACCACGGUCAGAAAGUCAUCAUAUAUCGAGGCAGGAGGAUCACAGUGGCGUAUGUGCUGUAUGGGAUUGUACUGUUACUCUUGCUGAUAUUGUUGCUGAUCACUGGAGUCAAGUUCUCCCAGCUCAGCCAGGAAGUCGCAGACAUCAAACUUUUCAUCGCGUCGGUAAACGCCUCGCUGGCGGGGUCUCUCGCCAAACUGUCCAAAACAGACGCUGUUACAAUCCCGCUUCCCCAUCACUUUGAGCACCACACUCUAGAGAGAGGGCCCUGCGACGAAGACUGGGUCUUCUUCCAGGGCAGCUGCUAUCAUCUCUCCACGAAGAGGGCCAAUUGGCACAAUGCGCAGCAGAACUGUGACCAGAUGGGCGCACAUUUGAUCGUUGUCAACAACGCAGACGAGCACGAGUUCGUAACGGACCUGCUGUCCCUGAACAGCUACUGGAUCGGGCUGAUCGAGAGAGAGGAGGGGCACUGGACCUGGGUGGAUGGGACUGACUUUGCAACAACUCCACAGUUUUGGGACGUGGGCCAGCCAGAUGAUUGGGACGUAAUUGUAAAUGGUGAGGACUGUGGUCAGAUCCAACAUAGCGCAAAUCACGAGCCGCGCUGGAAUGACGCCGACUGCACCCUGCGCCACCUGUAUAUCUGCGAACAGGAGGAAAAAUAACCCUCUGAACCGCUGGCGCCCCCUGGGGGACGGAUGGCUCCCAAAGCAAGCACCGUAAUGAUGGUAAAGCGUGAACAUGCGUGAGGGACGAACCAGAAGUUAAACUAUUUUCCCUCUGAAUCUGCUUUUUAGUGUUCCAAUAUUUUUGUAAAUAAAAGGACCAC
This is a messenger RNA of Megalops cyprinoides (Indo-Pacific tarpon), 1042 nucleotides long. RefSeq names its product hepatic lectin-like. The transcript is spliced from 8 exons. Gene Ontology annotation, molecular function: carbohydrate binding. The record is from RefSeq and is a predicted model, not a curated record. The coding region runs from base 159 to 878 and encodes 239 amino acids. NCBI's taxonomy places the organism in Eukaryota, Metazoa, Chordata, Actinopteri, Elopiformes, Megalopidae. Gene Ontology annotation, biological process: biological process involved in interspecies interaction between organisms. Gene Ontology annotation, cellular component: external side of plasma membrane.